Messenger RNA from Phycomyces blakesleeanus NRRL 1555(-), 1287 nucleotides. RefSeq lists its product as hypothetical. The transcript is spliced from 6 exons. Gene Ontology annotation, molecular function: protein serine/threonine kinase activity; ATP binding. Gene Ontology annotation, biological process: peptidyl-serine phosphorylation; intracellular signal transduction. NCBI's taxonomy places the organism in Eukaryota, Fungi, Mucoromycota, Mucoromycetes, Mucorales, Phycomycetaceae. The record is from RefSeq and is a predicted model, not a curated record. The annotation marks the transcript as partial.
UAUAUUAUAUAUAUAUAUAUUCAUUAUAUAUAUAUAUAUAAAUACAACUACACACAAAUACUACCUCACUCUUAAACUCCUGUACAUAUUUACAUACACACACACACACAUUUAUAUAUACGCAUAUACAGAAUAACCAGACGAAAAGACAACCUUCCAAGAACCUCUCUCAUUUCGACUAUUUCAGUUUAUAGCAACAACAACAACAAAAGGUCAUCUUUAAAGUAAAUAAUAAUGGGAGCCGUGUGUUGCAAUGAGCAAUUGAUCGACUUGGAUGGAGAAGUCGAUCUUUCGCACUUUGUUCUCUUGCGCUCUGUUGGCAAAGGAGCAUUCGGAAAAGUUCGAGUAGUUCAGCACAGAGGCACCAAAGAAUUAUUUGCACUCAAGUACAUCAACAAAGCAAAAUGUAUACAGAUGAAAGCCGUGGACAAUAUUAUAUCCGAGCGACGCCUGCUAGAACAAAUCACAUCCAAUGUCGUCGUCAACCUACGCUAUGCCUUUCAGGACGACAAGAACAUGUUUAUGGUUCUGGAUCUUAUGCUUGGAGGAGAUCUCCGAUUCCAUCUCGAGAGAUUCGGUACCAUGCCCGAAGAACGUGUUCGCUUUUACGCAGCCGAGAUAUCUCUUGGACUAAAUUAUCUUCACAGCAAAAACAUUGUUCACAGAGAUAUCAAACCAGAUAACAUCUUACUAGAUGAACAAGGCCACGCUUAUCUCACAGACUUCAAUAUCGCAGUUCAGUACACCGAAGGCAAACAAUUGACCUCAAUUGCAGGUUCAAUGGCAUACAUGGCACCAGAAGUACUUCAAAAGAGAGGAUAUUAUGCAUCGGUUGAUUGGUGGUCUCUUGGUGUGAUGUGUUACGAACUUUUGUUUGGCAAGCGACCGUUUCGCGGGAAAUCAAAUGAUAUGCUCCACCGUGCAAUUCUCUAUGAACAAUUGGUUAUUUUAGAGCAGAAAGACGUAUCUCCUGAGGCAGUUGAUUUUGUAAAGGGACUCUUGACACGCGAUAUUGAUUCAAGACUGGGUGUAAAAGAAAAAGGGUUUAAUGCACUCUUGGCUCAUCCCUGGUUUACUGGACUUGACUGGGAAGCCCUAAAAUCCAAAACUGCAAUCCCGCCUUUUAUUCCUGACAGUAAACGUGCAAACUUUGAUCCAACUCAUGAAUUGGAAGAGAUCUUGAUGGAAGAUUAUCCAUUAAAAGUACGCAGACGCAAUCCAAAACGUACGAUCAGUCCAGAGGAACAAGUGAUGGAAGAAAAGUUCCUGACCUACGAUUAUACGCGC